Messenger RNA from Cercopithifilaria johnstoni, 324 nucleotides. The record is from the annotation of a GenBank genome assembly. NCBI's taxonomy places the organism in Eukaryota, Metazoa, Nematoda, Chromadorea, Rhabditida, Onchocercidae.
AUGGUAUCGGAACAUGGAGGAAUCAUAAAAGCAAUUCAACAGCAACAACAGAAACCGUAUACUGAGUUCAAAAGUUCAAAAGAAAUUAUGGCCUAUGAACAUUGCAAACUUUCGUGCAAGAAAAUGAAAAAUGGCUUAAGCGUUAAUGAGUAUGUAAAACAGUUACGUGAAGAGUUGAAGCGAACAGAAAUAUUAUUAACUGAUGAAAGAUUGCAAUCUCAAUCUGAAAUUUCGAAUAUUCAGCAGGAAACGAUUCCGGAUUUCGUAACUGGUUUUAAUGUUAAGAAAUUGAAAGCAGAAAAAGAAAAACGGAGCAAUCUAUAA